UGGAAACCUCACUUCGUCGUCUUCUCUCUCUUUUUCUUCUUCCUUCUUCCUCUCGGUCUCUGAAGCUAUGGAACAAAGAAAUCACCUUUUUCUCACAAUCUCUGCUCUCCUUCUCGCCUUCUUCUCCUUCGCAAGGUCGCAGACGUUCGUCGGAGUGAACUACGGCGAGGUGGCGGACAAUCUCCCGCCGCCGGAGGCGACGGCGAAGCUCCUCAAAUCGACGACCAUAUCGAAGGUCCGGCUCUACGGUGCCGACCCGGCCAUCCUCCGGGCCCUCGCUGGUACGAACAUCUCCGUCGUCAUCGGCGCUGCCAACGGCGACAUCCCCUCCCUGGCGUCCGACCCCGCCGCCGCCUCCCGCUGGGUCGCCGCCAACGUCCUACCCUUCAUUCCCGCCACCACCAUCUCCGUCAUCGCCGUCGGCAACGAGGUCCUCAACUCCGGCGACCCCGGCCUUACCGCCCAGCUCAUCCCGGCCAUGCAGAACCUCGCCUCCGCCGUCGCCGCGGCCGCCCCGAACUCCAACAUCAAGGUGUCUACCGUCAACAUCAUGACCGUCCUCGCCCAGUCCGAGCCCCCCUCCUCUGGAGCCUUCCAUUCCGAUCUUACCUCCGGCCUCAAAGGAAUCCUUCAAUUCCUCACCAAGACCAAUUCCCCCUUUAUGAUCAACCCCUACCCCUACUUCGCCUACCGCGACGAUCCCCGCCCCGAAACCCUAGCUUUUUGCCUGUUUCAACCCAAUUCCGGCCGGUACGACGCUGGAUCCAAGAUCAGGUACACCAACAUGUUCGACGCCCAGCUCGACGCGGUGAAGUCGGCGCUGAAGGGGCUGGGCUUCCCGGAGACGGAGAUCGUCGUAGCCGAGACCGGGUGGCCGUACCGCGGCGACGCCGAUGAAGUCGGCGCGACGGUGGAGAACGCGAAGGCCUACGUCGGGAACCUGGUGGCCCGCCUGAAAUCCAUGGUGGGGACGCCGCUGAUGCCCGGGAAAUCCGUGGACACGUAUAUCUUCGCCCUCUACGACGAGGAUCUCAAGCCCGGGCCAACGUCCGAGCGAUCCUUCGGCCUCUUCCGGCCGGAUCUCUCCAUGACCUACGACGCCGGCCUCUCCAAGUCCAGCUCCACCGCUCAGGGGAACUCGUCAUCGGCUGCGGCGCCGGCGAAGAGGUCGCCGGCGGCGGCGGCGACUGGGUGGUGCGUGCCGAAGGAGGGGGCGACGGAUGAGGAGCUGCAGGCGAAUCUGGACUACGCGUGCGGGCAGGCGGGGGUGGACUGCGGGCCGAUCCAGCCGGGAGGGGCGUGCUACGAGCCCAACACGCUGCGGUCGCACGCGGCCUACGCCAUGAACCAGUUGUACCAGGUCGCCGGCCGGAACCCCUGGAACUGCGACUUCUCGCAGUCGGCGGCGCUCACGUCGGCCAAUCCUAGUUACGCGACGUGUGUGUACCCGGGAAGCCAGUGAUCGGAAGUGGCAGGAGAAAGCGUUAGCUGGAGGGAAGAAUAAAAGACGGUGGUCUUUUCCUUUUAGCUUUUCUAAGAGAGAUGAUGCGUUCCUUGAUGGAGGAGGUAGGUUGAUAGGAUUCGAUGCGUGUUUCUUCUUUCGCAUGGAAUGGAUGCAAUAAUAGAAGCAGGGGAGGAGGUUAGUCUAAUAAUUGAUCGUGUGGGCCUCCAUCUGUGUGCCUUCCCCGCUGAUUGGUAUUUAUUUCUCUGUGGUCCUGCAAAGUUUCAGUACCCUACGUGUUUGUAAACUAGAUUGGGGUGUGGUUAUGCUGACCCCACUUUCUGUAGUUAGAAAGCAAUGUAAAAGUAGGGAAACACGCAACUCUAUCUGCAAGUUGUGUUGGUCUUGGUGUAUGUGUGUAUCUAGAUUUUAAUAAAUUAACUUUCAAUGAAGCUAUGAUGCAACUUUUGUGUA
This is a messenger RNA of Phoenix dactylifera (date palm), 1915 nucleotides long. RefSeq names its product glucan endo-1,3-beta-glucosidase 7. Lineage: Eukaryota; Viridiplantae; Streptophyta; Magnoliopsida; Arecales; Arecaceae. The record is from RefSeq and is a predicted model, not a curated record. Gene Ontology annotation, molecular function: hydrolase activity, hydrolyzing O-glycosyl compounds. Gene Ontology annotation, biological process: carbohydrate metabolic process.